Messenger RNA from Neurospora crassa OR74A, 6696 nucleotides. Its product is annotated as DEAD/DEAH box helicase. The record is from RefSeq and is a predicted model, not a curated record. The transcript has 6 exons. Gene Ontology annotation, molecular function: nucleic acid binding; ATP binding. NCBI's taxonomy places the organism in Eukaryota, Fungi, Ascomycota, Sordariomycetes, Sordariales, Sordariaceae. The coding region runs from base 808 to 6351 and encodes 1847 amino acids. Gene Ontology annotation, cellular component: cytoplasm.
GCGAAAGUCACUUAAAGUAUGAAGCUGAUCAUUGGAGCUCCAUGUAGGAGCUAUGCGGUGUCGCUGCCGGCCAAGGUCGGGCCUCCUGCUACGGAUGGACGUCCGGGUCAGCUACCGGCAUGAUCCUCGAGUGAUGUGACGGCGGCCUGCCUUUGCCAACACAAGCGAGCAAAUCAUGAUCGGUGGAGGGGAGAUAUAGGGUCCAGCCAACCGCUUCAACCCCAAUGGGAGUUCUGUGUUUGGCCUCUGGCAGAAUGCAUAAGUUUGUUGCUGAGUGUCUGUUGUCAGGUUGGGAUAUUCCUAUCAUGAGAGAUGAUUGCGAGACACGCCAAACCAGCCAGCGAAGCAAUGUUGCUGUACUGUUACCGUCGCCCGCAUUUUGGUGUUACCUAGAGGCCAAGGUAAAGUAUGUACAGGUCUGCUUGUUGGUAUCUGCUCCUUGGGGUAUCGAGAGGUACAGAAUACAGGGAAAUUUCCUCUAGCAGGUCCGUAUCGAUAUGAUACACCUUCCGUGUAAGUGUACCGUCCCGGACCUUCAACAUCCAGGCAGAAAUGGACACCCAACGCUAUAUAAUGGACCUUUUUACCUAGCCCACCACUUCACCCGGCUCAUCUGACUACUCGCCUUUCUCCCUCCAACAUCGCACAGCCGAAUUGGUCAUUCCAGAUCUCGUCGUAAGGGCAACUUGCACACAGAUUAGGCCUUCUUGUCUUGUUUCUAAGCUACACCCAAAGGUCCUGUUGCCACCGAAACCCGGCGAGCUAAACUGAUCAUUCUACGAAGCGGUACUCGCGAAUCUGGCCAGAAUGGCUGGUCCCGAUAAUUCCAGCGAGUCGCCUGGUUACGGCACUGACACUGGCGACAACCGCCUGAGGAGCUGGUUCCGAUCGUUGUCCCCGACAAAGGUUGACAUUGUCGGCGAUUUCACCGGCAAAGAGCGCUUUGCCAUUCAUGGAGAAGCCCUGCUUGCACAUUGUCUUCAUGCCAUGAAAGUCGACUUUGACUACGGCUUCCAGAUUCUCCAUGCCGUUCAUUCAGUUGAGACUCUUCUCCAGAGGCUGCAUGAUCGAGGAUGCAACUUUCACGUCCUCUGGUUCAAUCGAGAGUAUCAACUAUCCAUCCCCACGGACAUCCCAGCUGAGAUCACGUACCGAUACCAGCUCACUCGAAGCAUCCUGAUCGAGCACUUCGCUCACGCACAGACUGACAAACAGACCAUUUUCAGUCUUGUGUUCACGAGCCUGGACAGCAAUUCUUUCGCUCAAUAUCUCCAAGAACAUCAUCCGCACUUUUUCUUGGGAUCUAAUGGUACAACGCCGUGGUGGACGGGUGGCCCGCAACUUCUGGUGCCUCUUCACAUGCUGUACCGCAUCAAUUCAGCAGGAUUGCAUAUCGCGUGCGUUGAGAAUCUGGAGUUCAAGAGCUCAAGGGCUUUCCUACCGGUAGCCUCUCCCAGAGGGGCGCAAAGAUCGCUCAAUGGCGACACUCUUUCUCCAAUUCCCGACACCUCCUUGAUGGAGGACAACAUUCAACAUCGUCUUGGAGGACUCGCCAAGACACACAGCCUGACUGCUCGGGAAAUAAUAUCCCUAUACUCACUGGCUCAUGUGCUUGCCAACCAUGCGCUCGAUGCCAGUGAGGGCGACGAGAUUGGGCAGCACGUUAAAGCGCUGCUCCUCCAGCUAGUGUUCAUGAGACACUGCAAUGUUUCGAGCCGGAGCUUUGAGUCGCGGGGAUCGGGACUCGAGUUGGGCAGCGCCGCCAAUUCUUUCAUUUGUUCCUUGGCUGAGCCGGCUCAACGCAUUCUUGGCUCGUGGAGUUCAGGACCAUUCGCAAACUCAGCAUGGGAUGCAUUUGAUCUCUUUGAUGGGCGGCUCUACCUGGCAUUACUGCGUUCUUCACACAACAUACACUUGUCCUGCGCUCUUCACGAACAGUUCGUCCAGCUCGGUGGACUACUCGAGCAGCUCUGUGGCUACGAUGCCACUGCAAAGUGGCCGGUCGAUCUGACGAAUACCGAUGGAGAAGAAGCUCGUUUGAAGAUCAGCGAUCCCCAACCUAAUCAGUUGGUACCGUCGCUGUCUAUAUUGCCUUUCAGCCAUCCCGUUCUGGACAAGUAUCUUACUUCAGUGCACCUACGCACAGAUACUGUCAUCUCCUCUCCAGUUGAUUACAAAGUGCACAAAGAGCUGACGCAUUGGCACAACAAAAAGCCAAUUGACCCUAAGCAGCCCACCAAGGCUCCUGACUUUUGGGCAAGACGGCGAAACCAACGCUUCAUGGCCGACAUCAUUGCCUACUCUGCUAGUCUUACCGGUGCAUCUGGAAAGAUUAUCGAACCAGAAAUCGUUGUUGUACGCGGCUCGGUCGAAAGAAGCAAGCCCGUUAGUAGACAUGCGUCGAACAAGGGCAAGAAACAGGCAAAUUCCAACAUACAUCUGGAGAUAAGCCGCGCGCAAUACGCUCCUAAAGAGGCAGAACGGCAGCCCGCUAAUAGGCAUGCAUUGAACAAGGGCAAGAAACAGGCAAAUUCCAACAUACAUCCGGAGAUAGGCGGCGCGCAAUACGCUCAUCAAGAGGUAGAACGGCGCAAGGAAGCCAAGUUCAAGGUCAAAUCGCUGGCAAUCAUCACCUCCUGGGAACAAAGGUGUCUCGAGUUCUCAAAGGAGGCAUCUCUGGUUAAGCGAUAUUUGCUGGUCGAAAAGUAUCUCUUGGGCUUGAGUCCAGACCAUUUGUCUGUGAUUGGGGCGGAAGUCUCCUUGUAUCUUUGCCAUAUUCUACGCCAAAUCCAGGGUCGCUACAACCCGGACACGCUGACUCACUGCCAUGUUUUGGCCAUGCUUUGGUCCCGAACUCAGGAGACCGCCAAAAUGACCAUGACCAAAGAAGUCCACACACUUGUGAACAGAGUUUCAAAGUCUCUCGAACUCCCCCAUUACAAGAUCCCGGCACUCCUUUCAGAGAGAAAGCUGCCAUUUGAGUUCCUGGAUAUUGCGAGCGGGGGUUUACUGCCUCCUGGAAAGUCUUCGCUCGACUUCCAGCUCGGAUUUUGUGGACCGUUCUUUGAACGAAGUUUCGACUCGGCCCCAGAUUCUCGUGUGCCUUUUGAGCCCGAUGCCUGGCAGAGAAAGGUACUUGACGCUAUCGAUGAGAACAAGAGUCUGCUCGUGAUUGCCCCAACGUCGGCUGGCAAGACGUUCAUCUCAUUCUACGCUAUGAGGAAGGUUCUCGAAGCCAACAACGACGAUGUACUGGUGUACAUUGCCCCGACCAAAGCUCUCGUCAACCAAAUUGCCGCCGAGAUCCAAGCCCGAUUCUCUAAGCAAUAUGGCCAAGAAGCGCGGUCUGUCUGGGCUAUCCAUACUAGGGAUUACCGCAUCAAUAAUGUGAAGGGAUGCCAAAUUCUUGUAACCGUCCCGGAUAUCUUGCAGAUUCUUCUGCUGGCUCCUUCCAAUGCAGCAGGCCCAACGUCUUUUUCCCGGAGAAUAAAGAGAAUCAUUUUCGAUGAGGUUCAUUGUAUCGGCCAGUCUGAAGACGGGAUUGUUUGGGAGCAGCUUUUGCUGCUUGCACCAUGUCCCAUCAUUGCGCUAUCGGCCACCGUGGGAAACCCCCUCGAAUUCCGAGACUGGCUUUCCAAUGCACAGAAGGCCAAGGGAUUCGAUAUGGAGAUGGUGGUACAUUCAUCCAGGUACUCAGACCUCCGCAAGUUCAUCCAUGAUCCGUCUCCCGGUUCAUAUGAAUUCGAAGGCCUCAAACCCGUUGAACGUCUCCCAUUUCCUGGACUAGACUCUGAUUGCGAGAAUCCGUUGCCAUUCUCGUUUAUACACCCAAUCGCAGCUAUCAUGGAUAGGAGCCGGGACACGCUUAACGAUGCCAGUCUUGAACCUCGAGACUGUAUCGUGCUUUGGAAGCACAUGACCAAACAUCAGAUUGGCCAGUAUCAAGUUCCAACCUCCCUGGAUCCUAAGAAAAUGUUGCCGUCGCUCGUCAAAAAGUCCGACGUUACGAAAUGGGAGUCGGCUCUCAAGGACGUCUUGGCUGACUGGAUGCUUGACCCCAACUCCCCGUUCGACGAACUUCGAAACGAUUUGCGUGGAGAACGGUUUGCUCACCUAUCAUCAACGCACAAUCAACCCGAAUCCAUCGAAUCCCCGCCUCGUCAAUCUGGACCUAUUGUAUCACGACGUUCCAUAUUCUCACUUGUGACUGAUCUUAGGUCGCAUGGAGCAUUGCCUGCCAUCAUCUUUAAUUACGACCGGGUUGGCUGCGAGACUGUUCUUCGAGAACUCUACGAGACUCUUAAGUCCGCGGAAGCAGCAUACAAGCAACACGAUUCAAAGUGGCUUAAAAAGCUGGCGGGCUUCGAAGAAUGGAAGAAACGCCGUGAGAGCGCAAAAACGAAGGACACAAAGAUGAAGCAAACCAAGAAGACCGGCUUGAGAAAUGAGGACGACGAUGGCGCAAUGAGUAAAGGAGACCGAGCCCGUGACGCAGCAAAUCGAGAACUGAGCGUUUGGGACAGCUUUGACCCAGAAGCCCCCCUUCAGCAAUUCAGCUUUGCUGAUAACACCAAACUGACACAGGAAGAGCUGAAUACGCGAUUGAAGUCACUCAGGGCGGAUGCCGUCCGUCCUUGGAUCCGAGAUGCUCUCUUCCGAGGAAUCGGCGUACACCAUGCAGGGAUGAACCGCCAAUAUAGACAGAUAGUCGAAAUGCUUUUCCGUAAAGGUUAUUUGACUGUGGUCGUCGCGACCGGGACACUUGCCAUGGGUCUCAACAUGCCUUGUAAAACAGUUGUCUUUACCGGCGAUUCAGUUUUCCUGACUGCUCUCAACUACCGUCAAGCCUCGGGUCGUGCUGGCCGGCGUGGCUUCGACCUCCUUGGAAACGUUGUCUUUCAUGGCCUCCAUCCGCACCGGGUUUUUGAAAUAAUGUCUGCGAGGCUCCCGGAUCUUCGCGGGCAGUUUCCAACAUCGGUCACGCUCAUCCUACGGCUCUUCAUCCUUCUACACGGAACGCAGAACUCUGAGUUUGCAGCCAACGCUGUAAAGGGCCUGCUGACCCAAAGCAGACUUUGCUUGGGUGGACCUGAUGCGAAAAUGUCGAUCGCACAUCAUCUUAGAUUUUCGAUUGACUACCUCAGACGCCAACACCUGUUAUCCGAAAAUGGUGUCCCUCUUAACUUCUCUGGCCUUGUGGGACAUCUGUACUACACAGAGAAUGCUGUCUUUGCAUUCCAUGCCCUCCUCAAGGACGGAUACUUUCACGACCUCAGUACUAGCAACCGAAGCCGGGAAGACGUCAUUCUUGAGAUUAUGCUUGUUCUAAGUCACUUGUUCUGUCGCCACGAUUUGCCCCAACACAAAGACAAGCAGUUCCUCGAGCGUGUACAUCGCUCUCCGUGUGUUGGAAUUCUCCCAGAUCUCCCCCAGAAAGCAAGUGAGGUCCUGGAGCGCCACAACCAGCAGACCUUGUCCAUUUUCCAGAACUAUGUCAGCUCUUAUACCAAUCAACAUCUGACCGGGAUGCCGGACAACUGUCUCCCCUAUACCAAGUACAAGGUUGAUCCUGUCGAUGCUCAACCAACGCCGGACCUUUCAACUGUACUUCCCUCCUCUGACCGACCUCGGCCGCCCACGGUUGUUCGAUCUCCAUUCUCUGCACUCUCUGGCUUUACGGACGAAUUUGCCACUAUCCACGAGCUUUGCGAGACUGUCCGCGCAGGCGUCUUCCUUGAAGAGUCUGCAGUCCCGUAUAUUCCGAUGGCACCAAAGGAAACGAAUGGAGUACCUUGGAACGCCUACCUUUAUGACUUCUUCAAGCAUGGAGAUAUGGAAGCACUCAAGACUGUCAACAUGAUCAAGGGUGGCGAUAUCUGGUACCACCUCAAAGACUUCUCGCUCAUUCUUUCUUCAAUUGUGACCAGCCUUGCCAAUUUUCUGGAGCUUCCAAAUGCCGACGGUGAUUUCGGUUUUGAGGAGGAGGAGGAUGAUGAUGAGCUUGAGAUGGCAGAUGAUGAUAGACCAAUCUUUAGCGGGGAGGAGGGGAAUGGGAUAAGGAAUGAUGUCUGCGGCGCUCCCGCUCCACCACCGCAGAAGGAACAGAAGAAGACCAAGGCGAAAAAGGAAGUGGUUGCCGAGUCAUGGGAUGACGAGAUCAGCGAUGAAGACACAGAGGAGGACACAAAAACGGCCAAUCACGGUGGCAAUUCGUGGUCUGGAUCAGCCUCUGCUUACCCUCAGGCGCCCAGAUGGGCUGACGACGGCGGUCAGUCGUUGAUGGAGGUCUUCCGAAAUUUCUCGGUACUUCGACAGGAGUUUGAGGAAAAAUUCCGCAAGACAUUUGCUUGAGGACUGACUUGUCGUUGCUGUCUCCAAGAAAGCAACGACGAGAAGAGUCCGGGAAUACGCAGCUCCGGUGUGAAUUGGAAGUUACAUUUUCAGGUUUCUCUUCUUCUCCGUGGCGUGUUUGUGUUGGAAUUAGAUGUGGCUUCAUGAUAGGACCCCGGUUACAUAUCCUUUAGAUAUUCUCUGAUGGAAAGAAAGCCCGAUGCAGGAGUAUCAAUGUAGAAACGUCCCCUAAAAGUAUUUGUCCGUAGCUGUUUCUUGUUUGCCCCAUUUGGUUCGGAUGAGCUGCACUUACCGAGCUCGGAUUCGGAUUCUAACAUCAGUAUAAGCAAGUUGAUCAUUACCAAA